This is a messenger RNA of Monopterus albus (swamp eel), 2735 nucleotides long. RefSeq names its product info WAP, follistatin/kazal, immunoglobulin, kunitz and netrin domain containing 2a (gene wfikkn2a). The coding region runs from base 417 to 2144 and encodes 575 amino acids. Lineage: Eukaryota; Metazoa; Chordata; Actinopteri; Synbranchiformes; Synbranchidae. Gene Ontology annotation, biological process: transforming growth factor beta receptor signaling pathway. The transcript is spliced from 3 exons. Gene Ontology annotation, cellular component: extracellular region. The record is from RefSeq and is a predicted model, not a curated record. Gene Ontology annotation, molecular function: transforming growth factor beta binding; receptor antagonist activity; serine-type endopeptidase inhibitor activity.
ACAGGUGUCUCGCCAGUCCCCUAAGAAACAGCGCCUGGAAACUGUUGGAGAACUUUUUUUUUUCUUUAAUUAAGUUGAUCGUAACUGUAACUCAGCUGGGAUCUGCUGUCCGACGAGACAGACCACUGUAGUUCAUGUAGUCAGAUCUUAAGUGUGUUUACGCGCCGCAGCUCGAAUCUCUUGCUACUGUUAAACGUGGAGUGACGAACCUGGAGAGCUCACCACAUCGAGCCCGGUCCCACUCUCCCAUUUUCGCUGUUUUUAUGCUGAAUCUGAUUUCACAGCUUGGAAAAUCAAUUACGCUAAAAGUUAAAGACGUUUAUAAAAAAAAACUUUAAGGUCGUGUUAAACUCAGUUUGUCUCUCGGUGGAUUCGUUUUCUUCAAGAUAUUCCGCCGGUUCUGUUACGCACCAGAUAUGUGGUGGAUGCUGUUUCCCCGAUGGAUCUGGUUUCUUCUGGGACAUUAUUACACUUUUCUCCUUUAUAUGGACAGCUGCUGCGUGAGAGCGAUGCCUAUGUCUGUGGCAAAAGUGGUGUACUCUCACGCAGGUCUGUGCCCGAAUGACCUGAACCCCAACCUGUGGGUGGAUGCUAUGAGCACCUGCAUGCGCGAGUGUGAAUCUGACCAGGACUGUGAGACGUUCGAGAAGUGCUGCCCUAAUGUAUGUGGUAACAAGAGCUGUGUGGCUGCACGCUAUAUAGACAUCAAGGGCAACAAGGGCCCCAUUGGAAUGCCAAAGAGCGCCACCUGCGACAAGUUCAUGUGCUCUCAGCAAGGGUCCGAGUGUGACAUCUGGGAUGGCCAGCCUGUUUGUAAGUGCCGGGACCGCUGUGAGAGACAGCCUCACUUCACAUGUGCAUCUGACGGCAUGACAUAUUAUAACAAGUGCUACAUGGAUGCAGAGGCCUGUUCCAAGGGUAUCUCUAUCUCUGAGGUCACCUGCAGGUACCACCUGACCUGGCCAAACACCAGCCCUAUUCCUGUGGAGACCACCCUACACCCCACCACAGCCCUCCAGACCACCCUCCCAGCUGAUAUCCAGCUACCCGUCAUUCACACGGGCCCCACCCAGCAGGCUAUUUUUGUUGGGGAGACAGCUAGCUUCCUGUGUGAGGUGUCUGGGAAGCCACAUCCGGAAAUCACCUGGGAAAAACAACUGAAGGGCAAAGAGAACACCGUAAUGCGACCAAAUCAUGUCCGAGGGAACCUUGUGGUCACUAACAUGGGCCAGCUGGUCAUAUACAAUGCACAACUUCAGGAUGCUGGCAUCUAUACAUGCACAGCCAGAAAUGUUGGGGGAAGUAUAUCGUCACACUUUCCCUUGAUAGUGGUCAGAAGAGAAGCGAAAGGUAAGAAUGCAGACAGGAAUAGUACCAACCUGCCUUUUCCAGCUGAAGAGUGCCUUAAGAGUCCAGACACAGAUGACUGUGGAGAAGAGAGCAUGAGCUGGUACUAUGAACCAAAGAGGAACAACUGCUUCACCUUCACCUACAGUCAGUGCAAUAAAAACCACAACCAUUUCGACACCUAUGAAAUUUGCAUGCUGUCAUGUGGCGGAGAGCUAGCGGCUCCCUGUAGCCUACCAAGCCUCCAAGGCCCUUGCAAGGCCUACGCACCUCGCUGGGCAUAUAGCAGCAGCCUCAAGAAGUGCCAAUCCUUUGUCUAUGGAGGCUGCGGUGGCAACGAGAACAACUUUGAGUCCAAAGAGGCCUGUGAAGAGAUGUGCCCCUUUCCAAAGAAUAACAACUGCAAGAUGUGUAAACCUCGAGGCAAGAUGGUCACUAGCUUUUGCAAGAGUGACUUUGUGAUCCUGGGGCGUGUGACUGAACUGACGGAGGAGCAAGAAUCAGGCCAUGCUUUGGUGACAGUGGAGGAGAUCUUCAAGGAUGAGAAGAUGGGUCUGAGGUUCUUUGGCAAAGAACCUUUGGAGGUGACUCUUCUGAACAUGGACUGGAACUGCCCCUGCCCCAACAUCACUGUGGCUGACGGACAGCUAAUCAUCAUGGGAGACGUUCACAACGGGAUGGCCGUCCUGCAGCCCGACAGCUUCGUAGGCUUCUCCAGCACUCGCAGAAUCAGGAAGCUUCGUGAACUCACCCAAAAGAAAACGUGUGAUGUGCUUAAAGAUUUCACUGCUGUCUAGUAGAUUCUUUUAAAAGCAUCACACUCACUGAAAGUCAGUUAUUUUCAGAUCAUUCCAAGCUCCAGUGACCUCACCAGUCUGACCGACUGCCAGUAAAUGCAAAACUAGCAACGUAUCUGUAACAUUGGAGGUUUUGUUGCCCAUUUCACAUGUUACUUUCCUUCUUUUUUCUUAUUGCUCAGUAGAUUUGUUUGUUUGGGAAAGCCAAGUAGAAUAGCAAUAGUCACAAGCAUUUAUCCCAUAAAAAGUAUUUAAUCUGUGUAACUCUAUUAAUUUUCCCUUUUGAAUACACAACUAUUCAUUUAACAUCCUAUUUAAAUAUAUGUGGUUCAUUUGCUGUUGUUUAUGUGGGAUCUCCCAAACAGACACGGUAUAACAUCUAUAUAACUGUAUAACGUCCUGAGCCUUUGUGCUCACCAUGUGAAGCCUCAGUUUAUCUACCAGAAUCAAAUAAGCUCUUUGGUUCCAGUUUGUUGUGGAAUCUGUUUUGAUAAGUUUUAAUUUACAAUACAGAACAUGUAUGUGGACUUCUGUACUUCUAUACUACAUAUUUAUUUUUUGAUCUCUCUAUAUAUAUUAAUGUUCAUUACA